Molecule: messenger RNA, 1362 nt
Organism: Colletotrichum karsti
Lineage: Eukaryota; Fungi; Ascomycota; Sordariomycetes; Glomerellales; Glomerellaceae
Product: PCI domain-containing protein
Exons: 2
Coding region: 1-1362 (453 amino acids)
Biological process (GO): cytoplasmic translational initiation
Cellular component (GO): cytoplasm; eukaryotic translation initiation factor 3 complex
Molecular function (GO): translation initiation factor activity
Source: RefSeq, a predicted model, not a curated record
AUGGCGGCGGGAGCGAAGACACAGGCGCAGCCGCAGCUCAUCUUCGUGGACGGCUCCUUCCAGGAGCUGGCCCGCGAGAUGGCCGACUACCUCCACAUCGCCGACGACAUCAAGCCCCUCGUCGACAACGAGGCCAAGAAGGAGGAGGUCCUGACCAAGCUGGUGCGCGCGUCCGCGGCGCUGACGUCGGUCCCCGAGAAGGAGUUCACGGCCGCCUCCAACCUCAUGGUCCACCUCGUCCUCCAGUCCGAGGAGCCCAAGAACCACCUGCCCACCCUCUGCCAGGCCUUCUCGAAGCCCAUCGCCUCCAGCCCCGUCAACGGCGUCGGCCUGAGCCUCAACGCCCUCAGCACCAUCUUCAACCUCAUCGCCCCCGAGAACCCGAUACGCUUCAACGUCUUCAUGGCCAUCUUGCGCUUCCUCAAGGCCAACUCCAUGUUCGACACCAUCCAGCCCUACCUGAAGCACAUCCCCGGCUGGUUCGAGGACUGGUCCACCAGCGCCGAGUUCCAGAGGCAGAUGUACGAGGAGAUUGCCGAGGUCGCUAAGGAGGCCGGCAAGGAGGAGGAGAGCUACGAGUACAUUCUCAAGGCCCUGCGCACUUUCGACGCCGACGACAAGGAGGAGCUCAGCUCGGAGGACGCCCAGCGCCUGUCCCUCCGCGCGGUCCGCAGCGCCCUGCUGUCCAGCACACACUUCCUCUUCGCCGACAUCCGCAGCAUACCCUCCGUCCAGAACCUCAGCGACACCCACCCCGUCUACGCCCAGCUCCUCGACAUCGUCGCCGAGCAGGACCUCGAGGACUACAACGACUUCAACGACGAGCACCAGGGCUGGCUCGAGAAGGAGAAGCUCGACCACGACCGCCUCCACCGCAAGAUGCGCCUCCUCACCUUCGCCUCCCUCGCCGCCCAGACCACCUCCCGCCGCAUCGAGUACGCCGCCGUCGCCAAGGCCCUCCAGGUGCCCGCCGAGGACGUCGAGAUGUGGGCCAUCGACGUCAUCCGCGCCGGCCUCGUCGAGGGCAAGCUCUCCCAGCAGGACCAGGUCUUCCUCGUCCACAAGGUCACCUACCGCGUCUUCGGCACCCGCCAAUGGCAGGAGCUCGCCACCCGCCUCGACAGCUGGAAGGGCACCCUGGCCAACCUCCACGACGUCAUCCGCAAGGAGCAGGCCAACGCCAAGGCCCAGAAGGAGCGCGAGGCUCAGGAGGCCGAGAGGAAGCUCCAGAACCCCGACAAGGAGGGCGGCGACCGCCGCGGGCAGAGGGGCGGCCAGCGCCGCGGCGACGGACAGCAGCGCGAGCCCAGGGAGCCCAGGGAGCCCAGGGAGCCCAAGGAGAGGACGGAUAACGACGAUUAA